AUGUUCGAGAGUUGGAAGGAUAUUCCAGCGGAUACAAAAACAAAGUUUUAUGAUUCAAAGAUAAAGCUACACUUUCUUGUUGAUGAUGGGCGUGACAAAGAAUUCAUACUUGCUUCUGCUGCAAAGAAAUGGAAGGAUGGUCGACAUCAAUUGUUUUGCCAAUUUUAUAGAUGGGAUCCCACUUUGGAGAAAAAUCUUCAAAAUUAUCCAAAAUACAGAGGCAUUCUGAAAAACGAUUGGGCUGUUUUUGUUCAAUAUAGGCGGAAAGAAAAAGCACAGGAAUCGAGAGAUGGACAAACAUACAGUAGAAGAGAAAUGUAUGCAGUUUUUCAUAAAAAGUCUGACGGGUCUUUUGUCAGUGAAGAUGCAUACAAUAAUAAUGAAAAGUUACAAGCUGCAAUUAACGAUUUUAUGUCUGAAAAUGAGGCAUUUCAGAAAGUAUUUGGAAAGGAACAACCUGGAUAUGUUCGUAGUAUAGGACUUGGAGUUAAACCAUCUCAUAUUAAUAGAUCUACAAGAUCGACAUCUUCUUCUGCAGAAAUGAAAAACUAA
This is a messenger RNA of Lathyrus sativus (Indian pea), 552 nucleotides long. The record is from the annotation of a GenBank genome assembly. NCBI's taxonomy places the organism in Eukaryota, Viridiplantae, Streptophyta, Magnoliopsida, Fabales, Fabaceae.